Hansenula ciferrii is the source of this 1416-nucleotide messenger RNA. RefSeq names its product Otogelin. NCBI's taxonomy places the organism in Eukaryota, Fungi, Ascomycota, Saccharomycetes, Phaffomycetales, Wickerhamomycetaceae. The transcript has 3 exons. The record is from RefSeq and is a predicted model, not a curated record. The coding region runs from base 1 to 1416 and encodes 471 amino acids.
AUGGCAUCAGACUUGGGAAUUCCAGACGGAGAGUACGAGCUAGAGCUUUCAGACUUGUUGAGAGCUCAAUUCUCCCAAGAUCAAAAUAACAGAGGCAAGAGUCCACCAAGAAAUGCAUUUAGACCAGAAUCAGUUGAUGAUACCAAACCAGUGGAACUUAUAAGAAAUGAAACUGGCACUAAGCAAGGUGUUGGAUUCAAGCUUAAAUCACAAUCUACAGAGCAUGAAUAUGGUAUAGAUUUUGAAGGUUUAGCCAAUCAACCCAAAGAUUUAGAAUGUAUAUUGGUUUAUAACCCUGUUACUAAGAGCUUUGAAUUACAACAAUUGGAUUAUCAACUAAAGACAAAUUCUUCAAGAAAUAAUAAACUUCAUCCAAAGAAGAAUAAUGAACAUUCAACACCUGUUCCAGAACAUCCAAAAUCAUCAAAUGCUGCUCCACCACCGCCACCACCUUCUUCUUCAAGUUCACAAUCUACAAAUGUCACCUCCAAUUCAGCACAAUCAGUAUCUACAUCUAAUCAACCAACAACACAACCACCUGUACAGAGGAGACGACCACCAAAAGAACCUUCAGUUUUCCAACCAAAACCUCGUGCUAAAACACCAUUAGCAAGACCAUCAUCUACUACAACAUCAUCUAAACCAAUUCAAAGAAGUCAAACACCAACAAGUGGAGUAUCUGAUGAUGAAGUUCCAUUAUCAAAAUUAACUUCACCUAAAAAAGCUUCAAGCUUAUCAAAUGUUUCAUCAAUAUCAUCUCAAUCAAAAAAACCAUCAUCAUCACCUUCUUUAACUUCCAAAAGAGUUGAAAGUAAAGAAUCAACUCCAAAAAUUUCAUCACCUGAGAAAUCUAUAAAUAAACCAAGUACCGUGAAAACUUCAACAACAGCAUCAAAUAAAACCCAGUCAAAAUCACCAUCUCCAACUCCAAUAGAGAAGAAAUCAACUAAAAAAGAUGAUGAUUCCAAAUCAACUAUCGCUUCACGUUCUAAACCAACAACAUCAAAAUCAGAAAUUAAAAAACCCACACAACAAUCAUCAAAACCAUCAUCAAAACCUUCUUCAACAUUACAAAAACCUCAAUCACAAUUCAAACCAUUACCAAAUCAAGUAUCAUCUAAAAAACCACCAUCUGCAGUUCCAACACCAACUAUUCAACAAGAUGAACCUUCAGAUGAUGAUGAAUUUGGUUCAUUAGUUGAUGAAUUAGAAGAAGAAUUAAUAAGUGAUGAAGAUGAUGAUGAAGAUAAUAAUGGAUUUAUAACAAUUGAAGAAGGUAAUUCUCAAUCAAAAUCAAUUUCAAAACCUACGUUUAAUUUUGGUAUAACAAAUGGUUCAGGUCCAAGAAGUUUUAGAGAUAUUGCUGGGGUAAAUUCAAAAGAUGAAGAUGAUUUAAGUAGUAGUGAAGAGGAAUGA